CAACCCCACAUCAUAGACCACCUGAGUUACAUCCAGGCAGUGUAUUUUGAGAAUAAAGUCAUAAUAUUACAAGAACUCCUACAUGAUAAAGCAGUUUUGAACAUUGAGCAUCUUGUUCAGAUAUGUUUUGUUAUAGUGUUAACUCCAUAUGAUAAACUGUGGCAUUAUAGUUAAUGGCUGCAUUGACUGAUUUAGUUGUCACAUAAUGUGGAUGGAAGCACAUUACACCACCAGUAACCCAAAAGUCAUCGUGAACUACUACAUAAACACAGUGACACACAUAGAGGAUAUCCACAGCAGGUGCGAGCUGACCCAGGAAUGGAAAAUGGACAUAUCAUGUAAUACUGACUUUUUUUCUCAUUUUAUGCCUCUGCCCACUGAGGCUGGAGGCAUACUGUUCUCUGGCUGUUUGUGUGUUAGUGUGGUGUCCGUCCAUCACGGGUGGUCUUGUAUGAUAUCUCCUGAAUGAAAUUUACUUUUACUUAGAAAUAGGUAGGGUACCUCCAUUAUGGUAGUACCCAGUCUGAUUAGAUUUGGGCAUGAAAGGUCAAAGGUCAAGGUCAUUUAUGAUGAUUGGUAAUAUAAAACUGGCAUUUUUUCUAAUUCCUUGACAGUACAAAUAAAAUACCUGGUUAAGUGAUAUAAAUAUCAAAGAACAAGUCUUGUUUAGACAUUGUUGAUGUAGUUACAGACUUUUUAGAAUAUUUAAGUCCAAAAAUAGAGGUAAAAAGGUAAUUGCAUGCCCAGUAAAUGCAGAUGACUAGGGCAGGCGGAGGCAUACCAUUCAYUGCUUUGGCAUCGAGUUCUACCUUGUCUUUAUUCUUGUAAUUUUAUCAUGACUUUAUUCUCGUAAUAAAAACUCAAAUCUUGCGUAGCCCUAAUACUCCAUUGUAGAUUUUCAUGGAACUCUCGGUCACUGGACUCUUUAAAGUCACUCCAUUUUUAAAUGGUUGCCACAGCCAACUGAAUAUAAACAAUACAACAAAAAUCACUACCUCAGCUUCACAGAUGUUGAGCUAAACUUUGGUCUGGAAGUAAUCGAGCAUCAUCCCCAAGACAAUUUGAGCAUCAUACAUUGUAUAAGAUCUUUACUUAAAACUUUGGUCAUAACUGUUAAUCAGCCAAGUUUGUCUGUUAGCUGUGUAUCUCAUGAACCAGAGGACAGAUUUUAAUUCAACUGACAGAAACUAAUCACUGGAUGGAAAUCUAUAAUGGAUUGUAUUUAGGAGUAGCAACAAUUCAAGGAGGCCACUAUAGCUAACCAACCUAAGCAAACAAAGUGACUAUAACUGAGCAAAUCUUACAGGAAUCAAACUAAAUUUUGGUGUGUAAGAGCUAAGAGUCAUUCACAACACGUGCUGUGUACUACUCUUGAGCUCUCACAGUAUUGCAUGAUAUCCAUACAGUACCAGGUUUGACUUCAACAGCUAUACCUCUGUUAAAUUGAUUCCUUCAAUCUUCAAUUAUAGAUUUSUUUGUACAGAGCUUACAUCACACGCCACUAGCUUCCAGUAUAAGUUAAUAUCUUUCUAAGUGAGAAGCCUGAUGUUUUUGUUUUUAUUGAUACACAGCAUUUAUUURGUCCUACACACUACUGCUGCCAGCAGGGUUGUUAACACGUGGAAAGGGAAUGACCCUUUAUCCAGGGAUAGUAGUGUUACUUUUGCACAGCUUGUCACAGUAAUGAAGCAUGUUCUAUGUUAUGUUACUUCUCCUUUACCACUGGAUGAAUGGAACUCUGUAAUUUAUGGUUUUGUUUCAACAUGAGAACAAAAAUAGAAACUGUACUUUUUUAGGAGGAGGCAUCCAAAUGGUUUUAGCUACUUCUGUUUUCAAAUCUAGCAAAUGAUUGUACUUUUUGCAAGCAGCUUGUUUGGUUUUUUUUUUUUUUUUACCUCCUUUCAGCUACUUUUAAUCAAUAAUUUCUGCUCAGAGGACAGAUGCAGCACAAUGACAGGAUUAAUAGAUCGCCUUAAAAUUACUCCCAGAAUGAUUUCUCUGCUUUUGACUCAUUUCGUGCAGCACCACCUGCACCAUCAACAGUGUCUACAAUCAAAAUGUUUAAGCACAUAUGUUUACUGAGUGUUUACAUUAUUAGACUACCUGAUGAUUUGAAAACUUUUUAUGACAGACCUGCAGAAGCAGUGGGUGUUUCUGCGUCUUGGUACAUGUCAACAUUAUGAGUCGUCUACCAUCACUGUCUGCAUUCUGUUACAAAACAUAAAUCCAGGUUGAAGAAGUUCAGACAGAAAUGUUUCACUGACAAAUGAACAAGAAAACGGGUUGCUUAGUUUAGUUUCAAAGUUCUUAUUUGUUGCAUCCUUCAGGCACCAGCUACUGUAGACCAUUUGCUAAAACUAGGGUUGUAUGUGGUGAAUAAACUGCUUGUUUUUUUAUUACAGGCAUCAGCUCUAUGCAUAGAAACUGACUGACUGCUGCAGCAUGCCAGUUAUUUCCCUGCAAAGACUGUAACUCAAAUCCAGUGGAGUUAUUGAAUUUACAGCAAUAAAUGAGUGAAUCCAUGAAACUGUGUUGACACUACUUUAAAUGUUAUAAAACUUUGUCGUUUUACAGAAACCUUUGUUCAGUCAGAUGUAAGAGGAGGAAUCAUGGGUUUACUUGAGUUUUAUUCUAUAUUUUCUUCCCUGCUCAUGUUUACUUUGUACCACUGCUUUUCACACUUUUAUUCUCAUUUUGAUUGUAACAAACACAUUCUUUUAAAAUGCAUUUAAUCAGCUUUUAAAUGACUAUACUGUAGAUUGAGUGAAAGGUUAAAAAAGCAUGGAAUAAUUCAGGGGUGUUUGUUUUUAAUAAAAAUUAAACUUGUCAGGUUUUUUUUAUUACUUGAAACUUUUCUUGCUGAACAUUACCUUCCUAAAAUAAUUAUCUAACUUUUUUAAACUUUUUCUGUAAACACAAAAGACGUAACCAAAAAUCAUACACAUUAGGGUCCAUGUGAGAAGUCACAUUUUAUUCACACUGAGGCAUAAUAAAUCAGCUUAAGACACGCUCUUGACAUAGGCCAUUUUCAGGAGUAGAAUCAAAUGAUAUGAUCAGCUGUGUGUGUGUGUGUGUGUGGGGGGGGGGGGGGAAGUUUUAACACAGGUGGCUGGCAUCAUGAGAUGAUUUAAGCAAAAACAAAAAUCACUGUUGCCAAAAAAUGACUGGCAUUUAUUUUAGAAAGAGUACAAUAUGUAGAACUCAACAGUAAACAAAUGUAAAGGGAAGAUGUUACUAAAUGUAUAGCAAAGAAUAUGAAGUUCAAAUCAGUUUACACAUAAACCAUCAUAUGAGUACUUUUAAUUGUCACUAUCUAAGAUUUUUGAACAAUUGACAGCAUUUUUAAUAUUGAGUCAACACGCCUACAGUUCCCACAAUGCAUCGGGCGCGCCUCGCUUCCGGUCCUGCGCCGUUUCUGGAGCGGAUUGGAACCUGGAGUCAGGACUCGAUAAAUGAAGGCUGUUUUACCGAAAAGGUUGACAUGAUGUCUAAGCAGGCACCAGAUGAGUUUAUCUGGUGUGAGGACUGUGGUCAGUACCAUGACUCUGAAUGUCCUGAGCUGGGGCCCCUGGUCACAGUUCCAGACACCUUCGUCCUCAGCCGAGCUCGAUCAUCUCUUCCUAACAGUCUGGAGAUCAGACAUGUGGCUGACGGCGAGGAGGGGGUGUUCGUGCUGCGGCGGCUGGUCAAGAGGACCCGGUUUGGACCCUUUGAGUCUAAGAGGGUCCCCACCUUGGAGAAAGAAGGAGCGUUUCCUCUGAAGAUCUUCCAGAGGAAUGGUGCGGUGGUGUGUUUUGACCGCAGCAGCGAGGAGGACUGUAACUGGAUGAUGCUGGUGCGACCUGCCACUCAUCACACACACCAGAAUCUGACGGCUUAUCAGCAGGACGACGACGUUUACUUCAACACCUCCCAGGAUGUGCUGCCAGGAACAGAGCUGAGGGUCUGGUAUGGAGCGUUCUAUGCUAAGAAGAUGGAGAAACCCCUGCUAAAGCCUCCUCUUCAACCCCCACUGCCUCCUCCAGAUGCUAACAUAAAGAGUCUGGAGGAAAGUGAAGCCUACGUGCCCCAGGCAGAAGAUAACCAUGCAGACCUCACUUUGGAUUACGACUGUGAGGUGAAGGCAGCAGCCGACCCACUUCUACCCCAGGAGAGCCUGGGGCAUCAGGGGGCACCUGCAGCUCAGCUUGUCCGCAAAAGAGGGCACGGCAGAGGGAGGAGGGCCAGGGGGCGCAGGCUUGGAGCUGCUGCUGCCAGAAACAAACACAAAGAUGUGAAGCCCCCAGAGAAGUGGUCGGAGCCAGGGGCUUCAGAGGUAGCAGAGAUCAGCAGCCUGCUGAGUUCCCCUGACAGAGCUCCUGUCCUGAAGAGGCACAAAGCCAGAGAGCACAAGAGGGUUUACCGCUGCUCCCUCUGCAGCAAGGUCUUCCAGAACAGCAGCAACCUGAACAGACACAUCCGGUCCCACGGUGAUAAGCUGUUCAAGUGUGAUGAAUGUGAUAAGUUAUUCAGCCGGAAGGAAAGCCUGAAGCAGCACAUCUCCUAUAAGCACAGCAAGAACAUGCCUGAUCAAGACUACAAAUAUAAAUGCAACACAUGUGAGAAAUCCUUUCGCCUGGAAAAUGCCUUAAAAUUUCACAACUGUCGCACAGACGACAAGACGUUCCAGUGUGACAUCUGCUCGCGAUUUUUCUCCACCAACAGCAACCUGUCAAAGCAUAAGAAGAAACACGGAGAGAAGCUUUAUUCUUGUGAAAUCUGCAACAAAAUGUUCUACCGUAAAGACGUGAUGCAGGAGCACCACAGGAGGCACAGCCUGG
Molecule: messenger RNA, 4820 nt
Organism: Austrofundulus limnaeus
Lineage: Eukaryota; Metazoa; Chordata; Actinopteri; Cyprinodontiformes; Rivulidae
Gene: prdm15
Product: PR domain containing 15
Biological process (GO): regulation of transcription by RNA polymerase II
Cellular component (GO): nucleus
Molecular function (GO): protein binding; DNA-binding transcription factor activity, RNA polymerase II-specific
Source: RefSeq, a predicted model, not a curated record